AUACAUUGCCGGAAGGGAGCUCGGGUUCGGUAUUGUUUAAACGGUGGAUAAAAGCCUUUCGAGUGGUCGAAGGGUUUACAAUAUGGCGAAAGUUUUCACUGUUAGCCUACUGGCGCUCUGUGCGCUGGUCCUACCUACAAACGGACAACAAGCGGAACCGUUAUCGGCGAGCAUAAAAACGGGAGGCGCAGGUUCCGGAUCUCAAAACCCGGGUCCACAGCGGCUCCCAGGGCCAGGCACUGCUCCAGGUUCCCGAAGACGUUGCCCACGCGGUCAAGUAUACAAGAAGUGCGUGAGCAGCACCUGCGGGGAGUACAAAUGUGAGCAUCUUUAUCGAUUUCGUGAGAGGCAAUGCACCGCUGACUGCCACUCUGGGUGUUUCUGCGCCUGGCCCUUCUUCAAGAACAAUGACGGACGCUGCGUGCCAUUCUGGCAGUGCUAUACUUACAGAUUCGGCGGAUGGUUUGGACGACGUCCCUCUGUUGGCAUGAACCAAAGGACUGGACAGCCGGGCAGCUCGGGCUCAGCGUCUGGAUCUGGUACCUCGGGCGCAAUGUCAGGACCACAGCCUGGAGGCUCCAGUAGCGUGGUUAACCAAUUGCCUAGUGGGUCCGACCAAUUGGCUGGCCAGUGGCCUGGUAGCUCACCUGUCGUACCUGGCAGGCAGCCUCAAGGCGUCUGGGACAGCGCGAAUGGCUUAGAGAAUGGAGGUUGGGGCUCUGGGCCUAACCAAUACCUCAGUAGUGUUUGGGGCGUGCCGAUAUCCGGAUAUCCCGAUCAGUGGAGCUUCGGGAAUGACACUGUAGGUAUUGGAAGUAUCAGCGGGAAUUUCGUAGGUGGAAACAGUGGCCCCGGAAUUGGCCACGGCGGCAUCGGAAAUGGCAUUAGCCCCAUCGGAAGUGGAAAUGGGGGCUUUGGAAGUGUCAGCACGGGGCUCGCCAAUGGCAAUCCUGGCUUCGGAAGCGGCGCUGGCGGCGUCGGAAGUGGCACUGGCGGCAUCGGAAGCGGAGGCUUCGAAAGAGGGAGCACGGGCUUCGCAGGUGGCAGCACUGGUUUCGGAACUGGUGUUACUAGUGCUGGAAGUGACAACGCGGGCUUCUUAGGCAAUGACCUCGGAAGUGGCCCGGGUGGUUUCACAAGUAGCAACAGGGUCUUCGGAACUGGCAACAUUACCCCUGGCGCUACCAAAGGGCUUGCAUAGACUAGCGCUUACGAGGGCCUAUUCCAUUUCAGCCACCGUGACGACGCCAGAUUAGCGCAUAACUACCAACAGAUGCGGCACUGCAUAAAAUAAACCCUGCCAUUGCUGCAACACGUAUUUAACAAAUGUGCCUUUUUU
Rhipicephalus sanguineus (brown dog tick) is the source of this 1339-nucleotide messenger RNA. RefSeq lists its product as uncharacterized. NCBI's taxonomy places the organism in Eukaryota, Metazoa, Arthropoda, Arachnida, Ixodida, Ixodidae. The transcript has 2 exons. Bases 83 to 1201 code for a protein of 372 amino acids. The record is from RefSeq and is a predicted model, not a curated record.